This is a messenger RNA of Brenthis ino (lesser marbled fritillary), 3924 nucleotides long. The record is from the annotation of a GenBank genome assembly. Lineage: Eukaryota; Metazoa; Arthropoda; Insecta; Lepidoptera; Nymphalidae.
AUGCCUCCAAAUGGGCCCCAGUCAGAUGUGUCUCAAAAGAUGCAAGGUCUUAAUUUAAAUGGACAACAAGGUCCAAAUAUUCCUUCAUCUCAAUUGCCUCCUGGACAGUUUCCAACUUCAAAUUAUGCUCUGACUUCCAAUUACAGUGGGCAGUUACCCCCUGGUGUGAAACCUACAUUCCAGCAAAGCAGGCCCCCUGUAAGCAGUGCACCUCAACAAUUUUCACCUAUAAAUCAAAACUUUUUACCUCCUUCUUCAACCCCAGGGUCUGUAUCACAAGCGCAAGGCUUUCCACCAAAUCAACAAUUCCAACCUCCUACUUCAAUGCAACAAGCGGCUCCAAAACCUCAACAAGGUCAAGGUCCACCAUCCCAACUUGGACCACCAACUUCUAUGGCACGAUCUGGACCUCCUGAUCAAUCAAAUCCCGGUAUGCUCCCUCAAAUGGGACCUCCCCAAGGUCUCCAAGGACCCCCUGGUAUGCAACAAUCUCAAAUGAGAGGUCCUGAACAACAAGGAAUGCAACAACCUCAAAUGAGAGGUCCUGAACAGCAAGGAUUGCAACAACCUCAAAUGAGAGGUCCUGAACAGCAAGGAAUGCAACAACCAGGCCCUACAUCAAAUUUCCCUGGUCGUACGUCACAAGGGCCUGGUCAGCAACCACAACCAGGUCAAAUGUCAAAUUUACCUCCUCAAUCUAUGUCAGGUCAGGGGCCUCCUGCUAAUCCACCAAAUUUUUCUCAAUCUGGCCAAAUGCCUAGUCAGCCUGGUUUACCACCUCAACCUGGUAUGCCACCACAGCCGAAAUUACCACAAUCAAGCCAACCUGGCAUGCCACCUCAGCCAAGCAAUAUGAGCCAAUCUGGUCAAUCUGGUAUUCCACCACAGCAAGGUCUGAGUCAACCCGGCUUACCAUCACAACCUGGGCAAUUACAACAAUCGGGUCCACAAUCUUCUGGUUUAAGACCACAAACUGGACUGCCACCUCAACCUAACCAAACCCAACCAGGCUUUAGUCAACCUGGAAUGCCACCCCAAUCUGGCAUGCAACCUCAGUCAGGUAUGCCGCCUCAAUCUGGAAUGCCUUCGCAUCAUGGAAUGCCACCCCAACCAGGCAUGCCACCUCAACCUGGCAUGCUAUCUCAACCCGGUAUGCCACCCCAACCUGGUAUGCCACCUCAACCUGGUAUGCCACAACAUCCCGGUAUGCAGCCUCAACAAGGUCUACCGUCACAACCUGGCCUUCCUCCACAACCCGGUAUGCCGCCACAACCCGGUAUGCCUCCUCAACCUGGCAUGUCUCAACCUGGACUACCACCACAACCUGGAAUGCAGCAAACACAAUUUACCAACCAAUUCCCGUCUAUGCCUGGCUUACCACACAUGCCGCCACCAUUAAGUCAACAACCGAGACAGUUUCAAGCACCACCUGGAAACCAACCAGGAUAUGGACCACCACCUGGACAGCCACCUAAUGCACAAUAUCCUGGUAUGCCUCCCCAACCCCAGCCACAAGCUGGUUACCCACAAGGACCCGGAUACCCGCCAUUCCCCGGUCAACAACCCAGCUACAACACGCAAUACCAACAGCAACCGCCCCAAAAGAGACUGGAUCCUGAUCAAAUGCCUAGUCCCAUUCAAGUAAUGGCCGAUGACCAACAAAAUCGUGGAGGAGUGUUCGUAACAAAUGAAAAAGGUUUGGUGCCACCUCUAGUCUCUACAGACUUCAUUGUCGAUGACAAAGGCAAUGCAAGUCCUAGAUACAUAAGGAGUUCUAUGUACAGUGUGCCUGUCACCGCUGACCUCCUCAAGCAGACCUCGAUGCCAUUCUGUUUAGUUAUAUCCCCAAUGGCGGAUACGGUGGGGUCGGAGCUGGAGCCCCCCGUGCUGGACUUCGCGGCGCUCUCGGGCUCUCCGACGCUGGGCCCCGUGCGCUGUUCCCGCUGCAAGGCCUACAUGUGCCCUAACAUGAAGUUCAUAGACGCAGGCAGACACUUUAAGUGUGCCUUCUGUAAAGCUACUACAGAGGUGCCAAUGGAGUACACGCAGUACAUCAACAGUAUGCAGCAGUACGGCCGCGUGCCGGCGGAAAUGGCGCUCGGCACCUACGAGAUUGUGGCCACCAAGGAGUACUGUCGGAACAACACCCUUCCAAACCCUCCAGCGGUAGUGUUUGUCAUCGACGUCUCCUACAACUCCAUCAAGAACGGUCUGUUGCAGACCAUCUGUGAUAACAUUAUGGAUAUUCUUCAGGCCAUGCCGAAGGAUGAACAAACAGGCAAGAGCUACACGCGAGUGGGAUUCAUCACGUACAGCACUACUGUACACUUUUAUAAUAUUAAAGGCACGCUGGCUCAACCACAAAUGUUGUCGGUGGGUGACGUGGGCGACAUGUUCGUGCCGUUGCUGGAAGGCUUUCUAGAGCGCCCAGAGGACUCCGGGCAGGUGCUGGAGUCGCUCCUGCAGCAGCUACCGGUCAUGUUCCAGAAUAACAAGGAGACGGAGACCAUAUUGUUGCCCGCUGUGCAGGCGGGUUACGAAGCCCUCAAAGCAGCGGACACGUCCGGACAGCUGCUCGUGUUCCACACGUCCCUGCCCACUUUCAACGCUCCAGGCAAACUCAUCAAUAGAGAAGAUAGGAAGUUAUUAGGCACUGAUAAGGAGAAACAGAUUUUGAGCCCUCAGACCACGGCGUACAACGAGCUGGGGCAGGCGUGCUCGGGCGCGGGCGUGUGCGUGCAGCUGUUCCUCGCCAACAACGCGUACGUGGACGCCGCCACGCUCGGCCAGCUGCCGCGCCUCACCGGCGGCGCCACCUACAAGUACACAUACUUCACUGCGGAGACGGACGGCGCGCGGCUGGCGUGGGACCUGCGGCACGCGCUGACGCGGCGCACGGCGCACGACGCCGUGAUGCGCGUGCGCACGUCCACGGGCGUGCGCGCCACCGACUUCUACGGGCACUUCUUCAUGUCCAACACUACCGACGUCGAGCUCGCCGCCAUCGACUCAGACAAAGCAAUAGGUGUGGAGAUAAAGCACGAUGACAAACUAACAGCAGAAGACGGAGUGUACAUCCAAGCGGCUCUCCUCUACACGCACGCCAGCGGGCAGCGGCGGCUGCGCAUCAUCAACCUGGCGCUGGCGUUGGCUCACCAGCUCGCAGACGUGUUCCGUUCCGCUGAACUGGAUACUGCCAUCAAUUUCUUGACUAAGCAAGCGGUGUGGGCGCUGCGGGAGUCGCCGCCGCGCGCGGUGCGCGAGGGCCUGACGCAGCGCUGCGCGCGCUCGCUGGCCGCCUACCGCCGGCACUGCGCCUCGCCCUCGUCCGCCGGCCAGCUCGUGCUGCCCGAGUCCAUGAAGCUGCUGCCGCUAUACACCAGCUGCGUGCUGCGCUCCGACGCCGUCGCUGGCGGUCCGGACAUAACGUGCGACGACCGGUCGUGCGCGAUGUACCGCGCGCUGACGGCGGACGUGUCGCUGUCGCUGGCCUACACCUACCCGCGCCUGCUGGCGCUGCACGGCCUGCCCGCCGCCGCGCCCGACCCGCUGCGCGCCUCCAUCGACAAGAUGAGCGACCAGGGCGUCUACUUGCUGGAGAACGGUGUCCACAUGUUAAUCUGGAUCGGUUCGAACGCGCCGGCGGAGUUCGUGCAGGACGUGUUCGGCGCGCCGGCGCAGCACGUGGACGCGCACGUGUGCGAGCUGCCGGCGCGCGACUCGCCCGCCGCGCGCGCCGUGCGCGACCUGGUGGCGGCCGCGCGCGCGCUGCGACGCAACGCCAUGCGGCUAACGGUGAUGCGACAACAUGACAAGCUCGAGACGGUAUUACGCCACUUCUUAGUAGAAGACCGUGGAGUAGACGGAAGCUCCUCCUACGUCGACUAUCUCUGCCAUAUACACAAGGAGAUCCGAGCUCUGCUA